Molecule: messenger RNA, 192 nt
Organism: Clunio marinus
Lineage: Eukaryota; Metazoa; Arthropoda; Insecta; Diptera; Chironomidae
Source: the annotation of a GenBank genome assembly
AUGCAAAUAAUUAAGCCUAAUCCAUUUCACACACAAAGGAACAAAAGAAGAACAGCAAUUGGUCCCGGAAUAGGAAAAGAAGCAGUUUGGGAACACAAACUUAUCAAUGACAAGUUAAAGCAUCGCUUCGACUUGUUUCAAAGGGAAAGCAAAGGAAUUUGGAUCGAGAAUCAAAUCCCUGACCUGAUCUAA